ACACACACUCACAACUCAAAUCAUCUUUUUGUCUCCCUCCUGAAAAAAUGGGGUUUUCGUCUUCAUUAUCUUGCAGUGCUAUGGGAGCCCUAAUAGUGGGUUGCCUUCUGCUUCAAGCAUCAAACUCUAAUGCUCAGUUGAGACCUGACUUCUACUUCAGGACUUGCCCACCUAUUUUCAACAUCAUUGGGGAUACCAUCGUCAAUGAGCUGCGGACUGAUCCUCGUAUUGCCGCGAGCCUCCUUCGGCUUCACUUCCAUGACUGCUUUGUUCGUGGUUGUGAUGCAUCGAUCUUGCUUGACAAUUCCACAUCAUUCCGGACCGAGAAAGAUGCUGCUCCAAACAAAAAUUCGGUUCGAGGGUUCGAUGUCAUAGAUAGAAUGAAAGCAGCCAUUGAGAGAGCUUGCCCAAGAACAGUUUCUUGCGCAGAUAUUAUCACCAUCGCCUCUCAGAUAUCAGUUCUUUUGUCUGGCGGUCCAUGGUGGCCAGUUCCGUUGGGGAGAAGAGACAGCGUAGAAGCUUUCUUCGCUCUGGCUAAUACAGCUCUUCCCUCUCCAUUUUCCACUCUUACUCAACUUAAAACAGCUUUUGCUGACGUUGGCCUAAACCGCCCUUCGGAUUUAGUCGCCCUCUCCGGUGGUCACACAUUUGGAAAAGCACAAUGCCAAUUCGUGACACCUCGUCUUUACAACUUCAACGGUACCAACAGACCAGACCCAAGUUUGAACCCAACUUACCUCGUUGAACUCCGUCGAUUGUGUCCUCAAAACGGAAACGGCACCGUUCUGGUUAACUUCGAUUCCGUGACUCCAACUACUUUCGAUAGACAAUAUUACACCAAUCUUCUUAAUGGGAAAGGUUUGAUUCAGAGUGACCAAGUGCUUUUCUCAACUCCAGGAGCUGAUACGAUUCCACUAGUAAACCAAUACAGCAGCAACACGUUCGUGUUCUUUGGAGCAUUCGUUGAUGCAAUGAUUAGGAUGGGAAAUCUUAAACCUUUGACUGGAACUCAAGGAGAGAUAAGACAGAAUUGUAGGGUUGUGAAUCCAAGAAUUAGGGUUGUGGAGAACGACGAUGGUGUUGUGAGUUCUAUCUGAUUAUGCAUGUUGGGGAUAUAUGGAUAUGUAAGAACGUAUAAAAUGUGUGGGAUUGUGGGAACAUUUCGACUAAAUAAAGUUCUCACAAGUUGUGUGAUUUAUGAAAUUUGGUCUUAAUUAACACUUUUGAUUCGAUUUUCUGAGUACUAAAAAAGUGGAUGAAUUUCAUAAUGAAAUGAUACGUGGUGUUUGUAUAACACUUAACUUUCAAUUGACAUAGUUUCAUGUUAUUGGAGAAGUUAAAUUGUGUGUAAAAAUAUAAUUCGAACAUGCAUCCAUUUCUAUAAAUA
Messenger RNA from Arabidopsis thaliana (thale cress), 1387 nucleotides. RefSeq names its product Peroxidase superfamily protein. Gene Ontology annotation, biological process: response to oxidative stress; hydrogen peroxide catabolic process; cellular oxidant detoxification. Gene Ontology annotation, molecular function: lactoperoxidase activity; heme binding; peroxidase activity. The transcript is spliced from 4 exons. Bases 48 to 1097 code for a protein of 349 amino acids. NCBI's taxonomy places the organism in Eukaryota, Viridiplantae, Streptophyta, Magnoliopsida, Brassicales, Brassicaceae. Gene Ontology annotation, cellular component: extracellular region; vacuole. The record is from RefSeq and is marked reviewed.